This is a messenger RNA of Bombina bombina (fire-bellied toad), 2294 nucleotides long. Its product is annotated as histo-blood group ABO system transferase-like. Gene Ontology annotation, molecular function: hexosyltransferase activity. Gene Ontology annotation, cellular component: membrane; Golgi apparatus; vesicle. Gene Ontology annotation, biological process: carbohydrate metabolic process. NCBI's taxonomy places the organism in Eukaryota, Metazoa, Chordata, Amphibia, Anura, Bombinatoridae. The record is from RefSeq and is a predicted model, not a curated record. The coding region runs from base 409 to 1551 and encodes 380 amino acids. The transcript is spliced from 9 exons.
UCCACUGUGGGUGUAACCACGGCUCUUGUUCUCUUACACACAAACACUCUGUGCUCUUGAUGGAUAUUGGUCAACUAAAUUAUUGUCUUAUACACACAAGGAGGAUUUAAACAGUUCAUCUUAGCAAAUUCAUUUGCAUCCAUAUAAAAUUUGCCUUGCGAUGGUUGGUUAAUGCUUUUGUUCUGCUUUCCUGGGAAAGAGAAGUUUGUUACUGCGGAUUGGCACAGGUGUGCUGGGUUGCACAUACAGACAGGUAUGUCUUAGAGCUGCCUACGCCUUACUGAGGACAGAACUACGCCUGAGAUCUCCAGCUUCUACAAGGAAAAGCCGGCAUCAUGUGCACAGAUAACUAACAAAAUCUGCCACUCUGGUGGACAGAAAAAAACCUAACCUUGAACCACGACCAACAUGAAUUCCCUAUCUUGCUUAUUAGGGGAGAAGUCCAGGAAGAAGAAAUGUAUCAUCUCUGCUACAGUUUUAUUAUUUUUAUUUUCACUUAUCUGGCAUAUGAAUUAUUUUAGCAGCAGUAGAUGGCCACUCCAGUAUCCCUUCUCCUGCACUUUAAAUCGCUACAGCAGAAUUGAUGACACCAAUAGCUCCCAAUCGAACCUACAGCAAGAAGGGACAUUUCAGAGCAAUAACCCCAGCAACGCCUCACGUCUGGAUCACCUGCAGGAAGUGAAGCUUCAGAGGAUGAUAUACGACAAGCCUAAUGCCUUCGUACCGCAGAGAACUGAUGUUGCUAUGAUAACCCCUUGGUUUGCGCCAAUCGUUUGGAACGGCUCUUACAACAUUGAUAUACUGAAUGAACAAUUCCAUCAAAAAGGUGUCCGCAUUGGCAUAACGGUGUUUGCUAUUAAAAAAUACGUAGUCUUUAUCAAAACAUUCAUUGAAACAGCUGAACAAUUCUUUAUGGUGGGGCACAAGGUCAACUACUAUGUUUUCACUGAUCGUUCUACUGAUAUCCCUGCUAUUCCACUCAAAGAGGGGAGACGCUUGGUAGUUCUGGAGGUCCCUAGCUACAAAAGAUGGCAGGAAGUUUCUAUGAGGCGUAUGGAGAUGAUACGUAACUCUUCUCGCCAGUUGUUCAUCAAUGAAGUUGAUUACUUGGUGUGUGUUGAUGUAGACAUGAGAUUCAGCGAUGAGGUUGGAGUGGAAAUCUUAAGUGAUGUGUUUGGAACUUUACACCCUUCAUUCUGUGGAGCAUCACGCCAGCGUUUUACCUUUGAGCGACGACCUCAGUCAGAAGCUUUCAUCCCUGCUGAUGAGGGGGAUUUUUAUUAUGCAGGAGGAUUUUUUGGGGGGACAAUAGAGGAAGUCUAUAAACUGUCUAACUUUUGUCACAAUGCCAUGAUGACAGACAAGGGAAAAAAUAUAGAAGCAAUCUGGCAUGAUGAGAGCUAUUUAAACAAGUAUUUCCUUUAUCAUAAACCAACCAAGGUUCUUUCUCCAGAAUAUCUUUGGGACAAUAAUAUUGGUGGUCCAGGUUUCCUGAAGAGGAGAAGGUUUGUUGCUGUUCCAAAGAAUCAUAACGAAAUCCGCAACAAAUGAAAUUAUGGAAACUAUAUAAGAUGGAAAAUAAAUUAGAGGUUUCAAAACUUUACGUCUAUAUUUAUUCUAGACAAUCCUCCUGCAUGGGAAGGGACUGAAUCCUGAAACAUUUUUAAAAUGUGCCAUGUUCUCUUACAAGACUCUUCAAAAAAUGUAUGUGACUCACCAUGCUGUGUCUCUUUAUGCAAGUCGAUUUUUGCUGGCCUAUACUCUUCUUCUCUCCUCACGUUGUCAAUAACUCUUCUGUUAGCCUCUGAAUUCUUGUGUAUUUAUGCAAGCCCAACUUUGAUGGUCUACACUCCUCUUCCCUCUACAUUUUGUCAAUAAGUCUUUUUAGGCUGUCCAAAUCCCCAGUGGCCUUUCUCUUUGGUGAUUUUUCUUUUCUCUCUAUCACAACAGUAUUACAAUGUAACUGUAAUGUAUGUCAUUUUGUGCCUUGUUACUGUCCCCCCCCCCCAAAAAAAAAACACAUAUCAGAGACAAAAUGAUCAUGUACCUCUAACCUCUUUUCUUGAUUCCCCCCUUAGUUUCAGACCUGUGACCUGUGUUAAUUUAUAUAUUUUAAACUAUUUCUUAUCUCCUUUAUUCAGAAUAGCCACAAACUCUUUCAUGUAGAGCAUACCGUAAUUUACUGGAAAAUCAUCCGACUCCUUGCAUUUUGUUUGUUAAAAAAUGAAUCCCUGUAAAUGUUAUAGUGCUACUGAGUAUGUUUCUGUUCUCUAAUUAAAUUAGAAUAAUGUAAA